AGACCAAUCCCGGGGAGGUUGGACGGAUGUUUCCUAUUUUGAGGCGUCCACUCAGGAAAAAAAAAAUGAUUGUCGAUGUUAUUGUUGGAAAAGACGAAAAAGGCAGAAAGAUCCCAGAAUAUCUGAUCCAUUUUAAUGGUUGGAACAGAAGCUGGGAUAGAUGGGCAGCGGAAGAUCAUGUGCUUCGUGAUACCGAUGAAAAUCGUAGAUUACAGCGUAAAUUGGCAAGAAAAGCUGUAGCUCGCCUGAGAAGCACAGGAAGAAAGAGGAAGCGCUGCAGGUUGCCUGGUGUUGACUCUGUCUUAAAAAACCUCCCUGUUGAAGAAAAAGAUGAAAAUGAUGAAAACUCAGUAAGCAGUUCCUCUGAUGACAGUAGUGAAGAAAAAAAUGAAGAAAUAAGUGGAGAAAGUGAUAUUGAAGAAAAGACCGAAAGGAAAGAAGAACCGGAGCUGCAAAAAAAAAGGGAAAUGGAAGAAAGAACAGUAACUAUAGAAAUCCCUGAAGUUCUGAAGAAGCAGCUUGAGGAUGAUUGUUACUAUAUUAACAGGAGGAAACGGUUAGUGAAACUUCCAUGCCAGACCAACAUCAUCACUAUUUUGGAAUCCUACGUGAAGCAUUUUGCUAUCAAUGCAGCCUUUUCAGCCAACGAGAGGCCUCGUCACCAUCACACUAUGAUGCACGCACACAUGAAUGUGCAUUAUAUCCCAGCAGAGAAGAAUGUUGACCUUUGUAAGGAGAUGGUGGAUGGUUUAAGAAUAACUUUUGACUACACUCUCCCGUUGGUUUUGCUCUAUCCAUAUGAACAAGCUCAGUAUAAAAAGGUGACUUCGUCUAAAUUUUUUCUUCCAAUUAAGGAGAGUGCCACCAAUCCUAAUAGGAGCCAGGAGGAGCUCUCUCCCAGCCCGCCUUUGUUGAAUCCGUCCACGCCGCAGUCCACAGAGAGUCAGCCGACCACAGGUGAGCCAGCCACCCCCAAAAGGCGCAAAGCCGAGCCGGAAGCGCUGCAGUCUCUGAGGCGGUCCACGCGCCACACUGCCAACUGUGACAGGCUGUCGGAGAGCAGCGCCUCGCCUCAGCCCAAGCGCCGGCAGCAGGACACGUCCGCCAGCAUGCCCAAGCUGUUCCUGCACCUGGAAAAGAAGACACCUGUGCACAGCAGAUCAUCUUCACCUGUUCCUCUGACUCCUAGCAAGGAAGGGAGUGCUGUGUUUGCUGGCAUUGAAGGGAGAAGAACUAAUGAAAUAAACGAGGUCCUCUCUUGGAAGCUUGUGCCCGACAGUUACCCCCCAGGGGACCAGCCGCCUCCACCCUCUUAUAUUUAUGGGGCACAACAUUUGCUGCGAUUGUUUGUAAAACUUCCAGAAAUCCUUGGAAAGAUGUCCUUUUCUAAGAAGAAUCUGAAGGCAUUACUGAGGCACUUUGAUCUCUUUCUGAGGUUUUUAGCAGAAUACCAUGAUGACUUCUUUCCAGAAUCGGCUUAUGUCGCCGCCUGCGAGGCGCAUUACAGCACCAAGAACCCCAGGGCAAUUUAUUAGAGCACUGACGGUCCUGUAAGAGCAGCUGCACUGUUUUGCUUUGUGCUGUGGGUCCCAGGUGAAGAACUAAGGAGAUGGUGGUCUGCUUUACACAGUGCAAAUGUGACGCCCACCCUGGCGGCUCCAGCAGAGGUGGCCUUGUUACUUGAGUUGACCCCACAUUCUAUAGUUACUUCUGUUAAGAGUUACUUCCUAGGUGCCUGAAAAUGCUCUGACAUGACACCUGCCACUGCACAGGCCAUCUGUGAUGGCAGGAAAAGAGCAGUUGUGUUCGCAGUGAAACGUUCCUGAAAGUAUAUGUAGGUCAGGCUGUUCCAGUAGACAAUGCAGUUAGUUAUUAGUGAGAACUACGUUGUUUAGUUAUUUGUUAGCAUUAAAUAAAAUUGUUUUGCAAACUCUUUUCAAGUUUGUAAUGAGCCUGAGCAACUCUAUCCAACAAAUUUUAGUUUGUACUUGGAAACUGUGAAGUAGCCUCAAAGUAUUUUAGAGGGAAUCAGUACUGAUAGCAGAAGAAGACUUGCAGCUAUACAUUUGCCUGUCACAGUUUCCUUUCUGAAAAGUUAUUUUUGGUGAUCUACAUAAAGCAUUGUCUGUCUCGUUUGAGAUUUUACAGCUAUACUUUGUUGUAUAAUGUUAUAGUUCCCUUUCUGUAAAAUGUUAUUUUUGGUGAUCCAAAUAAAGCAUCGCCUGUCUUGUUUGAAAGAA
Molecule: messenger RNA, 2240 nt
Organism: Galeopterus variegatus (Sunda flying lemur)
Lineage: Eukaryota; Metazoa; Chordata; Mammalia; Dermoptera; Cynocephalidae
Gene: MSL3
Product: male-specific lethal 3 homolog (Drosophila)
Exons: 13
Coding region: 27-1535 (502 amino acids)
Biological process (GO): regulation of DNA-templated transcription; chromatin organization
Cellular component (GO): NuA4 histone acetyltransferase complex; MSL complex; nucleus
Source: RefSeq, a predicted model, not a curated record